AUGAGUUAAGUUAGAGACAUGCCAGCUAAUAUUCUUAAUUGGUUACUUGAGGCAAAUAUUGACAAGGAAAAAAUUAACUAAGCUUGGGUAAAAUCUGGUUAUGAUGAUAAAAAAAUUUUCGAUAUUAUUUUUUCAGAUGAAAAUAUUGAUAAACAGAAUAAUUAAAAGUCUAAUAAUUAAAAACAAUGUAUAGAUAAUGAUAAUGAUUUCCUUGAAAAAUCUAAAUUAGAAAAACAUGUUUCAAAAUAAAUGACUGAUUUAUUAUAAGCUAAAAAACCAAGAAAACCAAAUAGUUAUGUGGCGAUUGAAAAUAAUGAAAAUGAUAAUAUUUUGGACAUUAUUUUUUAAUUAUUUCAUUAAAUACCUUAGCUUUAUGAAUAAAUUUUAAAAGUUCAAUGUAAUUCAUAAGUAAAAUCUAUUAAUAUAUAUUAUAUAGGAAACUGGAAAAUUUUUAAAGUUAAUCUAACUGCUAUUAACAGAAUUAACUGCCUCUAAUUAAAGUUUUGUUAGUUAAAAACAAAUAUUACAGUCUUCUUUUUGGGGUGCUAAGGAUAUAGAAUUUCUUGAGAAAUCAUAAGAUCCUUCUGAAAUAUUUUUCUUUCUUUUAAUUAAAAUAGAUUUUUGUCUUGGAUAAUAAAUGAAAUAAGGAUAAGAGAAAAAUGAGAAUUUUAUGAUUAAGGAAUUCAAUUCACUAUUUAAUUUCAAAUUUUAAGGGAUCUAAGAUUAUGGAAGUACAUUCUUAUUAAGUACAGAUAUGGAACAAAAUAGUGUUUUAAGUUUUUUAAAUGAAAAAUACUAAUAAAAAGUUAUUAGCUUUCCUUAAUUUUUAUGUAUUUAAAUAAAAAGAAAAAAUGGUAAAAUAAAAUAUUAUUCUAUUAGGAGAUUAAAAAAUUUUCAAUAUUAACUAAAAAUUAGAGAUUGAAUUUUUGAAAAAGGAUUAUAACGGAAAAGGAAUGAAUUAAUAAAAUUUGUAGAUUACUUAUAAUGAUUUGGAAAUCAUAUAAUAGGAUUUCAAAAACAUAGAAAAAGUAAUAGAAAUUUUUUAAGAAGAUGAAAAUCAAUAAUAAUCCUAAGAUAUUAUAAAAAUUUUUAAAUCAAAGCUAAAUACUUUAUAGAGAAUAUAUAAUGUUGGGUAAGGUAAUUUAUAAAAAGAAAAAAAUUAUUAAGACAACUAAUCAUAAGUAUAUGUAAUUUAUUCAAUUGGUUUACAAAAAGGUUCUUAGGGCAGUAAAGCAAUAAGUCUGUACAUCUAAAAUUAUAAAGAUAAAAAUUGGUUAAAAUUUACAAAUAACUAAAAUUAAGUUAUUAUUGAUGAUGAAGAAGUUUUAAUUGAUUCCAAUAAAAAUGCAUAAUUUGUUAUUUACAUUAAUACCAAUUUAAUACCUUAAGUCAAACAGCAUUUAACUUAAUAGAAUGAAGUUUGUAAUUUAAUAUCAAAAAAUAAUUGUUAUGAUAUAAAUCACAAUUCAUACCUAAAACAAUUGGUGCCAAAGGAUGUUUUAUUGGAAAUAUUUUAGAAUAAUUUGAGAUAUAAAUAGAAUCCAAAUGGAUGA
Molecule: messenger RNA, 1553 nt
Organism: Paramecium sonneborni
Lineage: Eukaryota; Ciliophora; Oligohymenophorea; Peniculida; Parameciidae
Source: the annotation of a GenBank genome assembly